Messenger RNA from Brettanomyces bruxellensis, 396 nucleotides. RefSeq lists its product as uncharacterized. Lineage: Eukaryota; Fungi; Ascomycota; Pichiomycetes; Pichiales; Pichiaceae. Gene Ontology annotation, biological process: meiotic DNA recombinase assembly involved in reciprocal meiotic recombination; meiotic joint molecule formation; double-strand break repair via homologous recombination. The record is from RefSeq and is a predicted model, not a curated record. The transcript has a single exon. The coding region runs from base 1 to 396 and encodes 131 amino acids. Gene Ontology annotation, cellular component: Swi5-Swi2 complex; Swi5-Sfr1 complex.
AUGAAUUCAACUUUUUCUGAUCUUGAAGCAGAGGCUGAUUUAUCCUUUGAGCAGGCAAUUGGAUUUAGUAAUUCUAAUCCGGAACUCUCGGAUAAGUUGGAGAAGCAGUGGAAAACAUUGAAAAAGCUAAGAUCGGAGCAAAAUGAGUUAAUGCACAAGCUUGGGUUAGAAAAUCCACUGGAUAUUGAAAAAGAACUAGCACGGAGUAGUGAGAAAAGCAGAAAGACACAUAUCAAGAAGCUUAAUGAAUACAAUGGCUUGAAAGACAUUGCAAUGCAACUUGUGUCUAUGAUAGCAGAAAAGAGAUCCAUCACGAUCACCGACGUUUUAAAUGAGAUGGGUGUUGAUCCAGAUGAUGAUGGCGGCAAAGGUAAAAGAAAGAGAAAGCACGACUAA